AAUUACCCAAGACAGUCGUGUUUCUGUUCGUUGCCGUUUGUUUCAAAUAUCAAUAUCAUGGAAGAAGAAAUUGAAUCUACAGUUGAUGAGGAGAAAGUACCAGUAAAGUAUAUUUUUGUUGGGGCAGCAUUGGCAAUAUGUGGAAAUUUGCUUAUCAGCAUUUCUAUGAAUUUACAGAAAUACUCGCACAAUCAGUUGUCAGUAAGUGAUGAUGCUGAUGGUAAAGGUUACCUAAAGAGCAAAGUAUGGUGGUUUGGUAUUGCUCUGAUGGUAUUUGGUGAGAUUGGUAAUUUUUCUGCGUAUGGCUUCGCUCCAGCCUCUUUGGUUGCUCCACUUGGAACUACUACUGUGAUAGCGAACGCCAUAAUUGCUGUCGUUUUCCUGGGUGAAAAAAUUAGAGCUCAAGAUCUUUUCGGUAUUUCCAUGGCUGUUGUGGGUGCAUUUUUGUUGGUGACAUUCUCAUCCAAGGAAGGAAAUGAACCAACGGCGAGGCAACUUAUGUCGUAUUUAAGGCAGUGGCAAUUUAUUCUGUAUUUAAUCCUUGAAGUUUCGUUGUUUUGUGCUUUACUGUACUUUCAACAUCGUUAUCGUCUAGAAAAUGUGUUUAUAUAUCUCUUGUUGGUUGCUCUAUUAGGUUCUGUUACAGUUAUAUGUGCAAAAGGUGUUUCCUCCAUGAUUAAUCUUACCUUUGCUGGAAUGAAUCAAAUGGAUCAUGGUUUACCUUACAUCAUGUUUAUAUUAAUGGUAGUCACUGCUGUAGCACAAGUUAGGUUUCUAAACGUAGCGAUGAAACAUCAUGAUGCUACAGUUGUUGUUCCUACAAACUUUGUUUUUUUCACCAUUAGUGCAAUUCUUUCUGGUAUUUUCUUUUACAGAGAAUUUUAUGGAAUAUCCUUUCUAGUUUUGUUUAUGUUCCUCUUUGGGUGUUUUUUAUCAUUUGUUGGUGUGUAUUCUAUCACAAGUCACAGACAGGUUGACGAAGCGGCUAAAACAAAUCAAAGUCAAGGUGAUAUAAUGGCAGGAUUUUUGUCGACAUCGACAUCCAAACUAUUCAGAGUACAGCCUGUUUCACCCACCUCGUCCAGUGCUCAGGAAGUCAAAUCCUCAAGUGAAACAAUGCCGUUGAAAGAAAAAUGAUUCCGGAUCCUGAAUGAUUGGAAAAAUUGAAUUUUUCUCUGAGAUAUAAACGCACAAAGAUGAAGGCAAGGAUAUCGAGGGAUUUUCACCGAAAAAAAUCAAAGCUGAAAACGCUUGAAAAGCGUUUUACAUUUUUAUCAUGACUGUCCAUGAAUGACAUGCAUAGAGAUCACGCAUAGAGACGGCAGAUAAAAACCAGACAUUAACAAUGAAUUCAGUUCAUAGAAGGGUUCACCUAGUUUCCCAGGCGAUGCGGUAUUAAUGCCCCAUAGAACUUAGCGCCGCAUGCGAAUUUUACGUAUAAAUAUACCACUAUGGUUCAGAGUGAACUUUUAUGAAGAUUAGAAUCAAAGCGAUGUGUGUUUAUUCGUUUAUUUUGCCAAUUCUUUUGACGUCUUAAAAUGGACUGCUAAAGAGCUAGACAUUCAAAGAUCAGUGAAAAUAGCAUUGCUGUAAAAGACUUUAAAAUAAUAAUACUAAUAUAUGCUGUUAAUAUUAGAUUAUUUAUCAAUCUUUUAGAAUGAUAAUAUUGUAUAUUAUAAUGAUAAUAUUGUAUAUUAUGUGUCGAGA
Messenger RNA from Dendronephthya gigantea, 1707 nucleotides. RefSeq names its product NIPA-like protein 2. Gene Ontology annotation, biological process: magnesium ion transport. The record is from RefSeq and is a predicted model, not a curated record. Gene Ontology annotation, cellular component: membrane. Bases 58 to 1137 code for a protein of 359 amino acids. Lineage: Eukaryota; Metazoa; Cnidaria; Anthozoa; Malacalcyonacea; Nephtheidae. The transcript has 13 exons. Gene Ontology annotation, molecular function: magnesium ion transmembrane transporter activity.